AUGACCAAUAUCUAUAUUUGGGUCCGGACCGCCCGUUCCCUUCAGUUUUUUUAUCCGACUAUCGAUGUGGAGGCCGAUGGGUUCGGUUGCUUCUAUGAGAUUUGUUUGGAAAUUGUUGGCUUGUUGGAGGAGUGCGAUAGGAUAAGUUUUGACGAAUUCGAGACCCUCUGCGAGAAUAGAAUAUCGGAAGUUUAUGUGGAAGCAAUUUUUCAAAAUGCUGUGGAACAAGGAAAUAUAAACGCCCGCCUAAAGCUUCUCACCUUCUCACUUCUCUUCGCAGGUCUCCAACAAAAAACUAAAGAUCUCACAAAUUCCAUCAGGUCGGACGUGGUCUUGACACGAAUUUCAAAGUAUUUUGGCCAAAUAUUCAAACUUUUGUUCCAAUUAGACGUGGGCCGCCGGUUACAGGACAGAGAAAUUGUGCACGCCAUUGGAAAUGGGCAGGGCUAUGAAUUCCUGGACACCCUAUUUGAGGGAACAGUAAAGCACAGACAUGGAAACUCGAACCAUCACGGCGUGCGCCCCCUUUCCCAUAUAAUCCCCCAAAUUCUCGAAAAAGCGAGCAGUAUAUCCCUACCAUUUUUGUGCAAUGAAAUCCGCCGACACCUUAUCAAAGACCCGUAUCAUAUUGAUGAGUUCUCAACUGACAAACCUGCUCAAAUAUUUUCGACGGCUCGCCGAACGACACUGGCACAUAAUAGUCGACGGGUGGUACACUUGCAUUAUAUCAAUCGAAUUGAAGUGCUGCGGAAGGAUGAAUUUGCGAAUGUUCACCUGAGAAUUUGUAAUGAUAAGAUUAAGGCGUCGUUCGUUUUUGUUCCGUUGAGAUGUGAAACCGUAUUCCUCGACAGACUUAUGUACACAAAAUGGAUAGUUCUUGGCGCAGUACGCGGCAUUGUAAUUGUUAAAAAUUGUCAAUCGACCCGAAUUUCGGUGAGCUGCGACCAGCUGAUUGUGCUCGAUUCGAAAAAUAUCGAAAUCUACGCCAUGUCGCCGAAGAAACCAAUAAUUUUCAACAGCUCUGCGGUAACUUUUGCCCCAUUUAACACGAUUUACGAGGGUCAAAUGGAGUUUUUGGAAGAGAAUGGGCAUGGGCUUGAGCACAAUUUGGUGUUAAAGGAGCCGAUAAAUUUUGGAGAUGGCUCGUGGAAAUUGAUGGAAACUUCGAGAUUUGUGUGUCAGCACACUCCACUUCACACCAGUGAUAAGCAAUUUGAGAUGCUCCUCAACUCCCUACCAGAAGAAUAUCGUGUGGCUCACCACCGAAAUGCCCAGGACGCUCAAAAAAUGAUCUCCUUGGACCCGGAAAAGUGCCGGCUCACCGAUGUCACUUCAAAUUUUGAUUUGUUAUUUUUAAAAUCGAAAAUCGAGAAAAUCCACGUGGAAGCCUGAAAAAAACAUCUUCCAUCGUGCACCAGAAGAAUUUUGGUGGCCGAAUUUCGGAUUUCUAGGUCAUAUCAAAAUUGUGAUGUUUUUUUUUUUUCAUUAUUGUGAUUACUGUCAAAACAGAAUGAUCGACCUGCAAAUUUUGCGCCGCACAGAAAAAGAGGCGGGGCGUCGUUUUGCAAACAUUCGGCGCGCCGCGUUGUACGAUUUUUGAACAAAAUGCUCGAUUUUGGUGCGUUUUCGCACGGAUUUCUGGCUUCCCUCAUAAAUUAAUAUGGAAGAGUUUUUGCCGAACUAGGCCAGGCCAUAUCUGGAGUAGAUUUACGGCGCGUUGCGUGCCGCGUCGCGGCUCGAUUUUAGUUGUAAAAAUAAAUGUAUUUGUCCGUGUGAAGUACACGACUUUCCCACGCGUUUUCCGGCGGGCGAUUGUCAAUGGAGCGCAGAAAAUUCAAUGAGGAAGGCCAGAACCCUGUAGAGGAAUUUUUCGAAAUUUUCAACAUUUUCGAAAUAUUCCAGAACCCCGUGUGGACUCCAACGGCCGGCGCGCCGCAGAUUUGCAAAACUACGCUCCGCCUUUUUUUCUGUGCGACACUUGCAAAAAAAAAACGGCUCGAUCAUUCUGUUUUGUCAAAAACAAUAUUUAUUUUAUUCGCCGUAAAAAUCAGAAAAAUCAAUAAAACCAAGUGUAAAA
Molecule: messenger RNA, 2077 nt
Organism: Caenorhabditis elegans
Lineage: Eukaryota; Metazoa; Nematoda; Chromadorea; Rhabditida; Rhabditidae
Gene: C54G6.2
Product: TBCC domain-containing protein 1
Exons: 9
Coding region: 1-1392 (463 amino acids)
Cellular component (GO): centrosome; spindle pole
Source: RefSeq, marked reviewed